Ricinus communis (castor bean) is the source of this 2335-nucleotide messenger RNA. RefSeq names its product FAD synthase. The transcript has 17 exons. The record is from RefSeq and is a predicted model, not a curated record. Gene Ontology annotation, molecular function: FMN adenylyltransferase activity. Gene Ontology annotation, biological process: FAD biosynthetic process. Bases 370 to 1896 code for a protein of 508 amino acids. Lineage: Eukaryota; Viridiplantae; Streptophyta; Magnoliopsida; Malpighiales; Euphorbiaceae.
UAAUAAUGAUUAGUAAUAAUCUUACUGUUACAUUUCCGUUUUCAACAAACUUUGUUCUUGACAUUGCAUCAGCGAUUAUGCAGAGUGCAGAGACAGAUAAAAUAAAAAGAAAAUUAAAAAAAAGGCCAUGAUUUUGUAAUUCUUUUUUUCUAAUUAUCUUAGCUGCCUUAGAUAAACAGUCUGUGGCAUCUAAAGGACACGCCUUUUGCUCUUUAUAACCUCCAAAACAUCGCUCUCUUCCAUUUGGACAUAAACCCGGAGAAGAAGAGACUCUAUUUGUUCUUUAUUGAUUUCAUUUGAGUCCAUUGUAGUAAGAAAGGUGAUUCCUUUUUGGAAUAUUUGUUUGUAAAAUCAGCAAAAUCUGAGUACAUGGAGAUCGAUAAAGCAAUCAGCGAGAGUGAUGAUAGAAGGCUUAAAACCAAGUACAACAACGCCAUCUAUGUUAUUCAAAGAGCUCUUGCUCUAUACUCGGUUGAAGAGGUUGCCUUCAGCUUUAAUGGAGGAAAGGAUUCAACAGUUUUGCUGCACUUGCUUAGGGCUGGGUAUUUUUUAUAUAAAGGGGAAAAAAGCUGUUCUAAUGGUGGUCUGACUAGUUUCCCCAUUCGAACAAUUUAUUUUGAAAGUUCUUCUGCUUUCCCUGAAAUCAAUUCAUUUACCCAUGAUACAGCCUCAAGCUAUGGCCUACAACUGGAUAUCAUUAGCUCAGAUUUCAAAUCUGGAUUAGAAAAUCUACUGAAGGCUAAUCCUAUCAGAGCUAUUUUUCUUGGAGUUCGAAUUGGUGACCCUACUGCGGUAGGCCAAGAACAGUUCUCUCCUAGUUCACCUGGCUGGCCACCUUUCAUGAGAGUGAAUCCUAUUUUGGAUUGGUCUUACAGAGAUGUUUGGGCCUUUAUUUUGACUUGCAAAGUCCAGUACUGCAGCCUUUACGAUCAGGGAUAUACUUCAAUAGGGAGCAUACAUGAUACUAUACCAAAUGCAUUGUUGUCAAUCAGAGACUCCAGUUGUAAAGAAAAAUUUAAACCUGCAUAUAUGCUUGCUGAUGGAAGAUUAGAAAGAGCGGGAAGAGUGAAAAAGUUGUCUCCUCCCACCGUCGGGCAUCUUCCUGGUGUUAGUGACAGCCCAGACAAUGUGGAUGCGCAUAAAAACAGCGCACUUGUAGCUGCAGUAGUUGCUGUGGGUGAUGAGAUUCUGUUCGGAGCAGUUGAGGAUCAAUUGGGACCUUCAUUAUGCAGAAAGCUCCAUUGCAUUGGUUGGUCAGUAUCACAAACUGCUGUUGUGCGGAAUGAUGUAGAUUCUGUGGCUGCAGAGGUUGAGCAGCGAAAAUCUACCAAUGAUAUGGUAUUUAUAUAUGGAGGGGUGGGUCCAUUGCACUCUGAUGUUACCUUAGCUGGUGUUGCAAAGGCUUUUGGGGUUCGACUGGCUCCUGAUGAAGAAUUUGAAGAAUAUCUCCGGCAUCUUAUAGGCGAUCAUUGCACUGGUGAUCGAAAUGAGAUGGCUUUACUUCCUGAAGGUAUCACUGAACUAUUGCAUCAUGACAAGCUGCCAGUCCCUAUGAUUAAAUGCCAAAAUGUGAUUAUUCUUGCUGCAACAAACAUUGGUGAGCUAGACAGGGAAUGGGAGUGUCUGACAGAGUUUACAAGAUCUUAUGGCCUGUUAGCAACGAUGGAACCAUUUGCAGCAAAACGUUUAACAACAAAUAUCUCAGAUGUAGAAAUUGCCCAACCUUUAUCAAAACUGUGUCUUGAAUUCCCAGAUCUUAAUAUUGGGGUGUACCGCAAAUCCAGAAAUGGGACUCUCAUAAUUACUUUUGAGGGCAAGAAGCAAGCACGGAUUGAUUCAGCUGUUGAGGCGUUGCGCAAGAAGUUCCAUCCUGGGGUGUUCUCUGAAAUGAACUAAAUUUGGUUGUUCUGCUCAUCUCUGAACUGUUACCUUCGAAGCUUCACAACUUGAUAGCUACUCAAUAGUUGUUCUAGUUUGUGACACAUACGCAACAAGAGGUUGCCUAGCAAUUGAUAUAGCGAUCGAAUAGGAAGACUAGUGGUGAUUUACAGUUCGGAAGGGAGGAGAAGCUAGAGAAAGAUGACGACUGAAUAACAGCAGAAAGCCUUCUUUUACAACUAAGAAGGGAAACACGCCAUGAUGGUGAACUGACAAGAAGGCACUACAGUUGAAGUCUUGGCUGUAGCAAAUAUGAACAACCAGACACUUAUUUGACUCAUCAGCUUUAUCUUUACCCAGUUUUAAAAGCUCAAUGUUGCUUCUUCUACUUAACUAAUUAUGAGCAUCAAAUGCUUAGAUAUGAUUAAACAUAAUAAUAUGCUAGUCUUUUUGAACA